AUAGUAGCGGGCUGGUUGGUCUUAGACAUUAAUGAAACGGCUUUUAGAUUUGGGGACAAACCGAUGCGGUAUAAUGCUAAAUCCGGAGGUCUGACAGGGUAACCUGAUAAGUUCUGCCCGACUUUUCUCCAGCGCGAGCGCCUAGCAGCCGGGCGUUAGCCCGUUAGCUAACGUUAGCCAAGGUGCUAAUUAGCAGGUGUGAAUGAGUGACGUGGUGCCUCCCACAGCUCUCAGUGAAAUCCAGCUCCGUUUCCUCUGCCACAAUGACAUAGGCAGUAUCAAGCUGCUCUGUGGGGAUUGGUUCCCAAUCGAGUACCCAGACUCAUGGUACCAAGACAUCACUUCCAACAAGAAGUUCUUCUCCCUCGCCGCCACCUUCAGAGGGAGCAUCGUAGGAAUGAUCGUGGCCGAGAUCAAAAACCGAACCAAAGUACACAAAGAGGAUGGAGACAUCCUGGCCUCCAAUUUUCCCGUGGACACACAGGUAGCCUACAUCCUCAGCCUGGGUGUGGUGAAGGAGUUCAGGAAACAUGGAAUAGGCUCCCUGCUGCUGGACAGCCUGAAGGAGCACAUCUCCACCACCGCCCAGGACCACUGUAAGGCCAUCUACCUGCACGUCCUCACCUCCAACAACACUGCCAUCCACUUCUACGAGAACAGGGACUUCAGGCAGCACCACUACCUGCCCUACUACUACUCCAUCCGCGGCGUCCUCAAAGACGGGUUCACAUAUGUGCUCUACAUUAACGGGGGCCAUCCUCCCUGGACUAUAUUUGACUACAUCCAGCACAUCGGCUCCACUCUGGCCAGCCUGAACCCCUGCUCCAUCUCUCAGAGGCUGUACCGCCAGGCCCAGUCGCUGCUGCGCUCCCUGCUGCCCUGGUCCAACAUCGCCUCCAAGACUGGCAUCCAGUACAGCAGAACCAUGUGACUCUCCUGUUCAGGACCUCGGCUGUCAGUCUUCCCUGUACAGAGCUGACAAGAGUCUACCCCUAACCCACAUGUCGUGUGGCUUC
This is a messenger RNA of Nothobranchius furzeri (turquoise killifish), 1016 nucleotides long. RefSeq names its product N-alpha-acetyltransferase 60. The record is from RefSeq and is a predicted model, not a curated record. Gene Ontology annotation, cellular component: Golgi membrane. Lineage: Eukaryota; Metazoa; Chordata; Actinopteri; Cyprinodontiformes; Nothobranchiidae. Gene Ontology annotation, molecular function: histone acetyltransferase activity; protein-N-terminal amino-acid acetyltransferase activity. Gene Ontology annotation, biological process: N-terminal peptidyl-methionine acetylation.